AUGGCUGAUCUGACAUCCUUGUCUAUAACUCACGUUCUAUGUGAAAUGUUGGGAGGAUUGGCGCCGCAGCGCAGCGGCGAGCGCAGCAGCAGCAGCAGCAGCCGCGCAGCUGAGGAGGAGGAGGAGGCGACGCUGAGCAGCGCAGCGCGCACAGCCGCGAGCGCCACCGCCUCCGUGGACCACCACCCACGUGGAGGCCCAGGACAACGCCCACUCCGCAAAGAAACUAGCUACGGUGGUUGGUUUUUUAUUACACAAAACAGUGCCAGCGUGUGAUACCAGUGCACAGAGAAUACCUGCGGGUGGGGUGUGCGUGUGCGAGUGAUCGCGAGUGCAGUGGAAGAGCACAAGUGUCGAACAAGUGAAACCUCCGGGUUCGCGCCAAGCUGCGAUAGGUGUCAUCGAUAACAUCCGCGCGCCGCCGGACAGAAAGCCGAAAAGCGAUCGGCGCGGGCGACACAUCAGGGGCCUCGAGGCCUCAUUCUUCGCGCGUGCGCCGUCCGUCACCCCACUUGCGCGCGCGCCAAACAACCGAGUGUCGCCGGCGUCGCGCCGGCCUUUACGAAAUCCUGGCGCGUGCGCGCGGCGCUUUCUAACCCGUCGCCGAACGCGGCCGCGACCUCCCGCGGCGACUGCAUCGGCAGAGCGUCCACCGUCGGCCUCCCCCUCGUGUGGAGCGAUGUCGUGACGCGCGCCCGCGGUCGACCAGCCAUGGAAUCGAGUGCCAUACCGACCGUUGACGAGUGAGAGUGGACUGGCAGACUGACGCGGACAGGCAUCGAACCGCCACCAUGAGGAAGGACAUUAAGAAGUCGUCGUACUACGUGUGGUUCUUGGGCGCCCAGGAGUCCAAGGGGCUGCGCGGUGCCGAGUAUGUGGUACCGGUCGUCAAGAGUUUGGUGCAGCGGGAGAGAGACGUGGAACCGUUCAAGGUGACGCUGCAAGUCAGCCACAAAGGGUUGAAGAUCAUUCAAAACAUCCCUCCGGCGGCAGCCGUUGGCGCGGCAGGGGGCAAGUCGGUGAAAAACGCCAAACCCGAGGUGGUGAAGCACUUCAUCCCGCACCACGCCGUCACCUGCGUGCUGCAGGACGAUGACAUCGUAGCGUGCAUUUUGUUGCUGUACAACCCGGUCACGAAAUGCCCGGUCCACGUGCACGCGUACCGCUGCGACUCGGUGGAGACGGCCGAGAUCCUCCGGGGCCAGCUGCAGACCCUGAUCGAGCGGCCGGACAACCAGAAGAAGCUGAACGAGAUCGAGGCCCGUCUUGCGCGCCAAAGAGUUGCUGGCGGCGCCGGCGCGGGAGCGAGACGCCGGGUUGCCCGACCGCGGGGGUGGG
Molecule: messenger RNA, 1338 nt
Organism: Gryllus bimaculatus (two-spotted cricket)
Lineage: Eukaryota; Metazoa; Arthropoda; Insecta; Orthoptera; Gryllidae
Source: the annotation of a GenBank genome assembly